Molecule: messenger RNA, 360 nt
Organism: Funneliformis caledonium
Lineage: Eukaryota; Fungi; Glomeromycota; Glomeromycetes; Glomerales; Glomeraceae
Source: the annotation of a GenBank genome assembly
ACACCACUUUCUCACACUAGAGUUUCUAUUGACAAAACUCAAAAUGAUUCUGGUAUACCAAAGACUUCAAAUUCCUUAGAUAUAAUUAUGCAAGAUGAAAUAGGUCCAUUUCACAAGUCAUUUUCUGCUGUCGUCAAAUCAAAUGGUUCAGGAAAAUCAAAUGUUAUUGAUGUGCUUUUAUUUGUAUUUAGUUAUCGAGCAAAUAAAAUGAGGCAAGCCAAAUUAUCAGAACUUAUUCAUUCAUCACAAGGACGUGAAAAUCUGGAUGCUUGCAGUGUUGAUAUAUACUUUGAAGAAAUUCUUGACUUGUUAAAGAAACAAAAUAAUGAUAUUUUAAUUUCUGAAAAAAAAACUUCAUAA